This is a messenger RNA of Crotalus tigris (Tiger rattlesnake), 10619 nucleotides long. It is a transcript of the gene STAG2, whose product is annotated as stromal antigen 2. The transcript is spliced from 34 exons. Gene Ontology annotation, biological process: sister chromatid cohesion. Lineage: Eukaryota; Metazoa; Chordata; Lepidosauria; Squamata; Viperidae. Bases 4677 to 8465 code for a protein of 1262 amino acids. The record is from RefSeq and is a predicted model, not a curated record. Gene Ontology annotation, molecular function: chromatin binding. Gene Ontology annotation, cellular component: chromatin; cohesin complex; nucleus.
UCAUAAUCACUGGAAGAUGCAUUUUUGUGCACUCGUUUAAUUGACAUGACAUAUUGCAUUUUCCGCACAAGCAGGCAUUAUAUUGCUAACUGAAAUCAUGUAAUAGGGAAUACCAAUGUUUGGGGGGAAUGAAGCAAGACUAUUGAUAAAACAACUAGGUUUAACCACUGGUAACAUGUUAAAAAUGCAGAUCUCCACUAAUGUUUUUGUGAGAAUUGCUCUAAUGAAUUGAAAACUACAGUCUUCACUUUGAAAGGUUAGCUUUAAGAUAAGUGAUUUGAAAAGAAUUAUCUACAUUUAAACAUGUCUCAAAUAAAGCCUAGCAUUCUUUUUUCAGCAUUCAAUGAAAUUAUGUUUCAUGUCCUUAAUUCUUCAGAGAACAGUGUUAUAGAAUCCAAACACCUAUUUAGUUCAACAGUAUACAACUGCCGUGGCUAGAAGCAAUUAAUUGCUUAUUAAUGGUCCAUGGAGUAAGGCAAGACUGCAUGAGGCAGAAACUCGUAGGUGGCAACAUGAGGCAGGGCCAUAAUUCAGCAGAAAUGCUUUGGACAAAUGUUUCUAAGAUCAGCCCUUGACAGCUGUAGGUAAACUAUUGAAAAACAGGCAUUAAUUAUUCUAGAAAUCCAUUUCUGGUGAAAAAUAACAUGGGUCGGUGGUUUCAUUCUAUAUAAGUUGGCUUUAUGCAUCCAUUUAUCAGAAACAGUGACAGGACAUGUACUUUGCAGGCUGAUAUUCCAGGGUUCAGUUAUAAACAUCACCACAAAGACUCCUGUUUCAAAGUCAAGAAAGCUGUAGCCAAAGUUGACAUUACUGAAUUAGAUGAAGGUGUGGUCUGACUUGCUUUAAAAAUGAUGGUGCCAUCCUAUGCUUUCUCUACUUGCAUAUGCUCCAGUUAGAAUAGGGAUAGAUAGCUUGAUGGCCUUCUAACAUUUUGGAUUACUGUUCGAAUUGCCGUUGGGCAUUCUCUGUCUUGGCUGGGAACAAUUGCAGUUCAAAAUAUUUGGAGGGCCUGAUUCAAAGAACAAACCUGUCCAUAAAAGUUGAAAUGAAUCAAGAAAAGCAAGCUAAUCAUUGUCUAUUACAACCACAGAACAUUGUCAUGAUUAUAACAAAUUUGGAGCCAGUCUGGGCUUGAUCCUGAUACAUAACAAGACGGAAGUGGAAUCUUGGGUUCUGAUAUAAUGGUGAUUCUCCUACCAUAUCAACUUUUACUUACAGUAUUACUAAAGGGUAGAAUAAUGUGAUGGUUCUAUUCCUGUAUGAGCCAUGCUGGUGCAAUGGUUAGAGUGCAGUAUUGCAGGCUAAUUCUGCCCACAGACUGGAGUCUGUGAGGUCUGUAAAAUGAGGACCCAGAUUGUUGAAGGCAAGAGGCUUAGAGAGGACUGUAAAACAUUGUGAAGUGGUAUAUAAGUCUAAGCGCUAUUGCUAAGUAUGUACAAGAAAUAUAGAAAUACCUUGAUGAAGGGAUGCAGGAGCCAUUAAGGGAGGAGAAACAACUUAGUCUUGGGGAAGGGGAUAGUAGGAGGAACUCAAAAUAAUCCUUCCUUGAUUCUGUUUGUUUCUUUGUGCUCAGUCUUUACUGAAAAGAAGAGAUUUGUCCUUUUGUUUUGGGUGCCAGUGUUGCUAAUAGUGCUUGCUGUGCAUGAUUUGAAAGGAGGGGUUUUGGGUUUCCUCUGCUGAUAAACCCAACAUUUUUCAGGUUCGGCCAUCUGAAAAAGCAAUGGUAUUGCUUUAAAAGUUGCAGUAACUUUAAUGGUCGGAUUUCUUUAAAGAAACAUACAUCUUUUUCGGCUUCUGUGGAAGCCUGAAAAAAAUUGGGCUGCCUAAAUGUGUACCAGGGAGAAUACUGUCUUGUAGUAAAUCACUUCUAAAUUUCUUGCAAUAUGUGCAACUUUUGCUAAACAGAAAGUUUGGGAAGGCGGUGUACAAAAGACCAGUAGAUAAUUGUCGAUAAGAUCAAUGGAUGUUGAAAUUAUAGAUAUUUAAUUGAAAUUAAGUUGAUUAUGAAAUUCAGAUAUUAGAGUGGAAAGAUUGGCUGUUUUGAUGAGUUUCAGAAUUAACGUAAAAUGAAUGUCCAUACAAUUUUGUUUUAAAUCCUGUUUGAUCAUUAAGUGUUAAUCAUUACCUUUGUAUGAUUCAACUUAAUAAUUAAAAUAUACAUAGUGCUAAAUUUCAUUUUCACUCGCACUAAAAUGUUGCCUUUUCUCCCUGGAAUGUAGGGGUACUAUAUAAAAUUCACGGCAUUCCAAUACUUCUGGGUUAGUGCAGUUAUAAGAACAAGACAUUUUUAUCCCCUAGUCAUCCACCCACAGUGGUGUAGACAUUUAGUGAGCGUGUAAUUAAAAAGAAUCUUGAACUUGCCUGUCUUGGAUCCAAGUCCAAAUGUGAAAUGUUAUCUUUAUAAUCAAACAAGCAACUGUUCAAGAAAAUCUUUCAAAAAUGGAAAGUAAUCAAGAUAAUACCAUUUUUAAACAAUCACACAAUGAGCAGUAUGGAUUUGUCAGCCUAAAUUUUGUCCUGGAAAAUUGAAAAUCUGUUGAGCAGAUAAAUCAUGUCCCUCAUUAAUCUUAGUGUGUAAUUUUUUAGUAUUCGGUGAUGUGCAUAUGGUUAAUAAAUUCCACAUAAUAAAUUUCACAUUCCUGACAGUUAAAACAAUUGAUCCGUGGAACAACUUGCCUCCAGAAGUUGUGAAUGCUCCAACCCUGGAAGUUUUUAAAAAGAGAUUGGACAACCAUUUGUCUGAAAUGUUGUAGGGUUUCCUGCUUGAGAAGUGGGAUGGACUAGAAGACCUCCAAGGUCCCUUCCAACUCUUUUAUUCUAGUCUAUUCUAUAAACCUAAGGAACAUUAAUUUAAAUUGCAGUGCAAUCUUAGACAAAAAUAAGUAAGCGUAGGAUUUAAAUCUAUAAAACAUUUGAUCACUUUACUUGGUAGUAAAAACACAGUCUGCUCAGAUAUUGGCAUUCUUUUUCUCCAGACAAGUAUUUAUUAUUUAUUACAUUUAUUUACAUACCACCUAUUUAUGAGAAGUAAUUUUAUAUACCACAUGUGUUUGUAUAUACACAAACAUACACACAUGCAUACAUGCAUGUAUGUAUGUGUAUGUUUAUAUAUACACACACAUAACAGUCACCACAAAUCAUAAUUCAAAGCAUCAAAAAACUAUAAAAAAUUAAAUGGCUGCUUAGUAUCACUAUAAAAAACAAACUUCACAGAUUAUAACUGAGAAGACUAUCUAAACAAAACAGUGUUGACAGCCUUUUGGAAUAUUUGGGCUGUUUUGUCACUCUCAAGAGUGGAUUCAAGUUAUGACUGGUUUUCUUCCAGAAAUUAGCAACAAGACUAGUUGCAAUUAAUUUGCUAUAAAAUCACUUGACAUUUAUUGACUUGCGUAUUUAUUUUUCGUUCCUCUUCGUGAGAUAACAGACCUAUUAAACAUCUAAGAGGAAACUUCUCUAAUCAAAGAGAAUUAUUUUCUCAAACCCGCUUGCUUUCCUUUGGCCUUCUCAUUUGCUCAUAAGUACACAUUCCAAAGGACACCCUUCUUAGUAAUGGUGGCAUUAUGGUAACCUUUUCCAGCCUGGGAAGAAUACUUUCUAGAAAUAGGGGUUGUGGUUUUAGAGUAUCAAAGUGAGAGAAUCUGCACAAUCACAGAAGAAAGGCACAUCAAUUAUGUUAUGUUGCUGGGGAAUGUGCUUACAAAAUGUGUAUUUUGUAGAUUCAAAGAAAGGCUAUUCAUUUGCACUAUGUAAUCUGUGUAUCUCAGCAAUUGUUUAAGACAUGAUUGUGAAAUCUGGUCUCUGUGUUGUCUGUAUAAAGCAACGUAUAAUUUCCCCGAUUUUUCCAAAACCUGAUUAUGAAAUAAAAUUAGUAUUUUACUUAUAUAUGAACUGUCCUUCGCACUUUUCAGUUAAUAUAAAAUGUGAAGCAAGACGUGACAAUUACAAUCCCCAAAUACUUUUCAGUUAACUUUUAUUCACAGUUGUAUGAUUAUGGUCUGAAACUAGAUAACCGUUCACAAUAAAAUGGUAGAGUUUCAAAAACUUGCCUUAACUUAGCUUUGUUAACUUAUAGCCUGCUUCUUCAAAAUCCUAUUACCUUUGGAUCCUGAGACAAACAUCAGUUGUAAAAAAAAUUAAAAAAAAUAAAACCCUGCUUGGGUUCUGACUUGUUUAGGAUUCUUUCCUCUUCAACAUGGUGAGAUCAUGCUAAGGAGUCUCGUAGAUAAUUGGAUAAAAUGGAAAUUGAAUCUUGUUAACUGUCUCCUCCCCACGGUAGUAGAAGGGAGGGCAGAACUACUGUAAGCUGCCUUGUGAGUAAAGCAUGGAGCAUCCCAAUCAGCUACUUUGUGUAAAUAACUCCCACGUGAACUUCCGCCCUUUGAUUGUCGACAACAUUAAUCAUCGUGUAGUAUUAUUAGUGUAUCCCUGUUAUCCAUAGCUAACCCACAACACAUCCUUGUUUUUAAUAGCGCCCUUGCUAUACAUGACCACAAGUUUCAGGCGGAAUGUAAGUGGAAUUCCACGCAAGUGAACAUCAGAAAGGAAGAUUCAGUCCUUAUCUUGUAUAGACUACUGCUACAAUAAUAGAAGAAAGUGACAAGCAAGUACAACUAUUAUCAACAAUUAUUUUUUGAAUGUAUUUCUAAUACAAUAGUACCCCAGAAGAUGAUAAAGAAAUGAUAGCAGCUCAAGAACCAACAACUAAUUUUGCUCUAAUUCAGGAGUCUGAAACACAUUUUUCUUCAGAUACUGACUUUGAAGAUAUAGAAGGAAAAAAUCAGAAACCAGGAAAAGGAAAGACUUGCAAAAAGGGGAAAAAGGCUGCAGGAGAGAAAGCGAAAGUUGGCAAUGGAGGAGGAAAAGCUGGGGGUCUAAAUCGAAUGAAUGGGCAUCAUCAGCAGAAUGGUGUGGAAAACAUGAUGUUGUUUGAAGUUGUUAAAAUGGGCAAGAGUGCUAUGCAGUCUGUGGUGGAUGAUUGGAUAGAAUCCUACAAACAUGAUAGAGAUAUAGCCCUCCUUGAUCUCAUCAACUUCUUUAUUCAGUGCUCAGGUUGCAAAGGGGUUGUAACAGCAGAAAUGUUUCGCCAUAUGCAAAAUUCGGAAAUAAUUCGAAAAAUGACUGAAGAAUUUGAUGAGGACAGUGGGGAUUAUCCGCUCACCAUGGCUGGUCCUCAGUGGAAGAAAUUUAAAUCAAGUUUUUGUGAGUUCAUUGGAGUCUUGGUCCGGCAGUGUCAGUAUAGCAUCAUAUAUGACGAGUACAUGAUGGAUACAGUGAUUUCACUACUUACAGGACUAUCAGAUUCUCAAGUCAGGGCAUUUCGACAUACUAGCACACUGGCAGCUAUGAAGCUAAUGACCGCAUUAGUGAACGUGGCAUUAAAUUUGAGCAUUAAUAUGGACAAUACACAACGACAGUACGAGACGGAACGAAAUAAAAUAAUUGGAAAACGAGCUAACGAUAGACUGGAACUGUUACUGCAGAAAAGGAAGGAGCUUCAAGAAAAUCAGGAUGAAAUAGAAAACAUGAUGAAUGCGAUUUUUAAGGGUGUUUUUGUUCAUAGGUACAGGGAUGCAAUUGCUGAGAUUAGAGCAAUAUGUAUUGAAGAAAUUGGAAUUUGGAUGAAGAUGUAUAGUGAUGCCUUUCUCAAUGACAGCUAUUUAAAAUAUGUGGGGUGGACAAUGCAUGACAAGCAAGGGGAAGUGAGACUCAAAUGUCUUACAGCUUUGCAAGGGCUUUACUACAAUAAAGAGCUGAAUUCAAAAUUGGAACUCUUCACCAGCCGGUUCAAGGACAGAAUUGUAUCUAUGACUCUUGACAAAGAAUACGAUGUUGCGGUACAAGCAAUAAAACUACUUACUCUUGUUUUACAGAGUAGCGAAGAAGUUCUGACUGCAGAAGACUGUGAAAAUGUCUACCAUCUGGUUUACUCAGCUCAUCGUCCAGUGGCUGUCGCAGCAGGAGAAUUCCUUUAUAAAAAGCUUUUCAGUCGCAGAGACCCUGAGGAAGAUGGAAUUCUUAAGAGAAGAGGAAGGCAAGGUCCAAAUGCUAAUCUUGUCAAAACAUUAGUAUUUUUCUUUUUGGAAAGUGAGUUACACGAGCAUGCUGCUUACUUGGUGGACAGCAUGUGGGAUUGUGCAACUGACCUUUUGAAGGACUGGGAAUGUAUGAAUAGCCUUCUGUUGGAAGAACCCCUAAAUGGAGAAGAACCUUUAACAGACAAACAGGAAAGUGCGUUAAUUGAAAUAAUGCUGUGUACAAUUAGACAAGCAGCUGAAUGUCAUCCCCCUGUAGGAAGAGGCACAGGAAAACGGGUCCUUACAGCAAAGGAGAAGAAAACCCAGUUGGAUGACAGAACUAAGAUCACAGAGCUUUUUGCUAUUGCACUUCCUCAGCUCUUAGCAAAAUAUUCUGUAGAUGCAGAGAAAAUCACCAACUUGUUACAGUUGCCACAAUAUUUUGAUUUGGAAAUCUACACAACGGGGAGAUUAGAAAAGCAUUUGGAUGCCUUAUUACGACAGAUCCGGGAUAUUGUAGAAAAGCACACAGACACCGAUGUUUUGGAAGCUUGUUCUAAAACCUACCAUGCCCUCUGUAAUGAGGAGUUCACCAUCUUUAACAGAGUAGAUAUUGCAAGAAGCCAGCUAAUAGAUGAACUAGCCGAUAAAUUCAACCGGCUUCUUGAAGAUUUUCUGCAGGAGGGUGAAGAACCUGAUGAAGAUGAUGCAUAUCAGGUCUUAUCAACAUUAAAACGAAUUUCUGCUUUUCACAAUGCACAUGACCUGUCAAGGUGGGACUUGUUUAGUUGUAACUACAAGUUACUAAAAACAGGCAUUGAGAAUGGAGAUAUGCCUGAACAGAUAGUUAUUCACGCACUGCAGUGUACUCACUAUGUAAUCCUCUGGCAGCUAGCAAAAGUAGCUGAGAGCAGUUCUACAAAGGAGGACCUUCUACGCUUAAAGAAACAGAUGAGAGUUUUUUGUCAAAUCUGUCAGCACUACCUUACCAAUGUAAAUACUGCUGUUAAAGAACAGGCCUUCACUAUUUUAUGCGAUGUGUUAAUGAUCUUCAGCCAUCAGAUCAUGUCAGGAGGACGUGACAUGUUAGAGCCAUUAGUUUACACUCCCGAUUCUUCCUUACAAUCUGAACUCCUGAGUUUUAUUCUUGAUCAUGUCUUUAUUGACCAGGAUGACGAUAGCAACAGCACAGAUGGACAGCAGGAUGAUGAAGCUAGUAAGAUAGAAGCUUUGCACAAAAGAAGAAAUUUGCUUGCGGCUUUUUGUAAACUUAUUGUAUAUACCGUGGUGGAAAUGAACACUGCUGCAGAUAUUUUUAAGCAAUAUAUGAAGUAUUACAACGACUACGGAGAUAUCAUCAAAGAAACAAUGAGUAAAACGAGGCAAAUAGACAAAAUUCAGUGUGCAAAGACGUUGAUUCUCAGUUUACAGCAGCUUUUCAAUGAGAUGAUCCAAGAAAAUGGAUAUAAUUUUGAUAGAUCAUCGCCAUCUUUCAGUGGGAUUAAGGAACUGGCUCGGCGCUUUGCUUUAACAUUUGGGCUCGAUCAGCUGAAAACAAGAGAAGCCAUUGCUAUGUUACACAAAGACGGCAUAGAGUUUGCUUUUAAAGAGCCUAACCCACAAGGAGAAAGCCAUCCACCUUUAAAUUUGGCAUUUCUUGAUAUAUUGAGUGAAUUCUCUUCCAAACUUCUCAGGCAAGACAAAAAAACAGUGUAUGCUUACCUGGAGAAGUUCAUGACCUUUCAGAUGUCUCUUCGAAGAGAAGAUGUGUGGCUUCCACUCAUGUCUUACAGGAAUUCUUUGCUAGCUGGGGGGGAUGACGACACAAUGUCGGUCAUCAGUGGGAUUAGCAAUCGAGGGUCUACAGUAAGGAGCAAGAAGACAAAACCAGCCACAGGGAAGCGGAAACUCCCAGAAGCUGAGGAAAGCAGCAGCAGCGACAGCAUGUGGAUGAACAGGGAGCAGAGCAUGCACACACCCAUCAUGCUGCAGGCGCCGCAGCUCACUUCCACCAUCAUGAGGGAGCCCAAACGAUUGCGGCCAGAAGAGAACUACAUGGGCGUCUACCCCAUGCAAGCCGAGCACCAUCAGCCGCCCAUCGACUACAACACGCAGGUAACAUGGAUGCUGGCUCAACGACAGCAGGAGGAAGCAGCCAGGCAGCAGCAGGAGAGGGCAGCUAUGAACUACGUGAAGCUGAGAACCAACUUGCAGCACGCCAUUCGACGUGGCACUAGUCUCAUGGAGGACGAUGAAGAGCCCAUUGUUGAAGAUGUGAUGAUGUCAUCAGAAGGGCGCAUCGAGGAUCUCAAUGAAGGCAUGGACUUUGAUACCAUGGACAUAGACCUACCACCGUCAAAGAACAGAAGAGAAAGAACAGAGUUAAAGCCAGAUUUCUUUGACCCAGCAUCAAUCAUGGAUGAAUCUGUUCUUGGGGUAUCAAUGUUUUAAUACUAGUUCAGCAAAUAACUCCGUGGUAAAGUCAUUUUCUACUGUGGAAGAGGAGAUUUUUAAAUUAAAAAAGUGUAGAUACAGUGAUAUUCUGAACAAGAUUUUUUUCUCUAAGGAGAAUGGUGUGCUUACAUGAUCCAGUACAUUGGAGGGGCAGUUUUCUUUGCCUAAAAGAAUAAAGGACAAGUAAACGACUUGAGGAUAAGCUAUUGUUGGGAAACCAGUAUUUUAUUUAUGCAACGUUUAGUUUAUUUCCAACUCAUAGUAUAAAUAUCACUUAAAAAAUAAUCCUAGCAUCAAAGAGGUGCUUAGUGUAUGCACUUCUGUCAUCUGUUGAACAUAUUCAAGCAAUUAUGUUUUUUUUUUCCCUAGAUUAUCCUUGAAAGCAUCAGGUAAAAAUAAAAUGGGGCGAUUUGAUUUUUGAGGUUUUGAAAUCUGUGUAAUUAGAUGAAAGAAAACAUUUUUGAUGUGAUGUUUAAAUUCUGGUCCACAGAAACUUUACUUUGGUUGUGAUAAUCAUGGAAAUAAAUUACGAGUGAUUUUUUUUAUUCAGAAAUUAUUAUAGAAUAUUAAAAAAAAGAAAGAAACAACACAUGCCAAGGCUUCCUUGUUACAUAUUCAUGAAAUAUCUAAGAAUCAUAAACUGCCAGAGAGCACUGAUAUUUCAGCUUACCUAUCUCUAACCCUAAGAGUUUGCUUGUCCUUUAAGAAAAGCAAAUGUAAUAUUGUGAGAUUCCUUCCAGUAGUGCCACUGUAUUUUGUCUCCAAAUAAGCUUAUUGUAGUAUGUUUGCAGAAAAAAAAUUCUAAACAAAAAUAUACAGCUUAUUAGAGUGUGGGAAUAGGGGUCUAAAUUUUAAAUAAAAAGUAUAAAUAUAUAUAUAUAUAUAAAAAAAUUGGUGCUGAUUUUAUAAUUGCGCAGUUUUAGUUUUUUCUUACUUUUAAAUUCCAACUUAAAAAAUUAUGAGGUUUCAGAAAUAUAUUGAAAAUUUAACAAUGUUUAAAAAAUAGAUUUAAGCAUGAGAAUUUCAUGCUUUAAAAUGAUUUUUAAAUUUGUAUUUUAUAUUGUUUUAUCUAUCUCUGUCUUUGCAAGCAGUCUUCAGGUUAAUGAUACUUCUAACAGGUUACAGGACAUUUCUUCUGUAUGUAAAUUGAAUUGGGUAAUAGAACUUCAUCAGUACCCCAUAAUAUUCUUUGAAAGCUAAGCUUUAAAUGAAUUUCAUUGCUUCUUUUUCACAAUUAAAUUAAAAAAAAAAUUAAAACCCAUGGAUUUAUGUCAUUUCAACGUUACUCAUUUUGCCAUGCUUAGGCAGCUAGACAACAUUUAAAGGAAAUAUUAACUUAUAACACAAAUGUAUAUUUUUGUCAGUUGUCUCUCAGUUCUUGAGGUAUAUUAUUUCUAAUCAUUCCAUGCGCCUUAAUAUGCUUGCAAUAUGAUAAUUUCCUCAACUAAGCAAAUAGAAGAACCUCUUAGACAAAAGGAAAAAAAAAUUAAUCAAAGCUUGGGCUGUGGUAGCCAUAAACCAUAGAUUCUCUAAAGGAUCCCGAUAGCAUAAUUAUUUUGAAAAUCAUGACGUAAUACACAGAGCCAGUUUUGCAUAACUCCAUUCUGCAUAAAUAUUCACAUGUCUAAAAUACUGCCUAUAUUUCUUUUCUUUUUUCCCCUCCCCUCUUCCUUUACACCACUGCGUUUAAAUAGAACUGCUGAGAGGACUGUAUAUAUGAUUUUGUUGAUUUUUUUUUCUUACUCUUGAAGGAGUGUUUCUUUGUGAAAGCAGUUCUUACAGCUUUAUGUUUUCAGACUAAAAAUGUUUUAUAUAUUUACCUUUAACCUGUUGUCCUCCACAUUCUAUCGUCCUAAUUGUACUGUUUUCUGAUUUGUAUUUAUGUCUUGAGACAAGUAACUUUUUGAAUAAAAAUAAACCUACAGUAUGUUGUAAGUUUGAUCUUUUUGAAUCAAAGGUAGAGGAAGAAAAUAAAAGUGUGAAUGGUAUAAAAAAUGUUAUGUUUAUAAGAAUUAAAGCUUUUUCCAUGUCUUUUAAGUGUUUGUCUCAGAAUUGGGAUAAUGUAUGGAAAACUGCACUGUUUUAUAUUUGUAAUAAAUUGUACAAGUUUUUAAAAUGUGAAUAAAGCACUAAUUGGGUUAAUAAUUUAAA